Molecule: messenger RNA, 2447 nt
Organism: Nerophis ophidion (straightnose pipefish)
Lineage: Eukaryota; Metazoa; Chordata; Actinopteri; Syngnathiformes; Syngnathidae
Gene: parp3
Product: poly (ADP-ribose) polymerase family, member 3
Exons: 11
Coding region: 184-1773 (529 amino acids)
Cellular component (GO): site of double-strand break
Molecular function (GO): NAD+ poly-ADP-ribosyltransferase activity
Source: RefSeq, a predicted model, not a curated record
CUCCGCCUCUUCCUUCCUUUCUAAAUACUCCGGAAAACUUCCCGAAACCCUGAGUCAGUCCUCCCCUGUUAGUGACAGCUUCGUCUGCGAGGUUAAUGUUGUUGUUUUUACCAUUGUCUCCAUUACCGCUAGGUUGCCUUUAUUCCCGUGUAACGCCAUUCAAACUUAAUUAUAAGCGUCAUCAUGGCAUCAAAGAGACGCGCUGCUUCUGCUGCCAAGGCUGGCGGCAAGAAAAUAAAGGAAGAACCCGAGCAAAUAAAGCCGAAGGAUGCCUUCACCUCCACCAAAGAGGCCCUGAUGGCUGCAGGGCCACAAAUCAAAAGCAAAAGGAAGGUGGACGAGCACUGCUACCUGUCAGGCAGUGGAGAGGUGUAUGAAGACUAUGACUGCAUGCUCAACCAGACCAAUAUUGGACAAAAUAACAAUAAGUUUUACGUCGUCCAAGUCAUUAAAUUAGUCAACACAUACUAUUCUUGGAACAGAUGGGGCAGAGUGGGUGAAGUGGGACAAUCCAAACUUAAUACGUUUGCUAAUGCCGACAAUGCUGUGAAGGACUUUGAAAAAAAGUUCAAAGACAAGACAAAGAACAACUGGAGCGAUCGCAUGAAUUUUGUCUCUCACUCUGGGAAGUACACUUUGAUCGAAGUGGAUGGGGAGCAGGAUGCACAAGUCAAGGUGGACAGUGUUGACGGAAAGGCUGUCAGAGUGACUAAAAAUGUCGUACCCUGCACACUUGACGAGGCUACAUCGAGACUAAUCCAGCUCAUAUUCAGUAAUGACAUGUUCAAGGAGGCUAUGGAAUGCAUGAACUUGGACAUCAAGAAGAUGCCUUUGGGUAAACUCAGUAAGAUGCAGAUUGCUAAAGGCUUUGAGGUACUGGAGGAGAUUGAAGCAGCCAUGAACCAAAAAAGAAGCAAAAGUUCCCGUCUUGAAGAGCUUUCCUCAAAGUUCUUUACCACGAUCCCUCAUAACUUUGGGCGUACCAGACCGCCGACCAUUGAUAGCAAAGAAAUUGUGGAAAACAAAAAAGAAAUGCUUAUGGUGUUGGCUGAUAUUGAGCUGGCCCAGACUUUGAAGUCAGAGACAGAGAAGGCCCAGGAAGCGAUGGUAGAGACGGUUCCUCACCCCUUUGACCAGGACUAUAGUUCUCUCAAGUGCAAGCUCUCUCUGAUGGACAAAACCACGGCCACGUACAAGAUAUUAGAAAAGUACCUGUCAGAAACAGCCGGAUAUCAGAAGCCCAAAAUCAUCAACAUUUGGGAAGUUGACAGAGAGACCGAGGGGCAACGUUUUAAAGAGAACGACUCUCUGGAAAACCGCCGUCUGCUGUGGCAUGGCACAAACAUAGCAGUUGUGGCCGCUAUCCUUAAGAGCGGCCUGAGGAUAAUGCCCCAUUCGGGUGGUCGUGUUGGUCGGGGUAUUUACUUUGCAUCAGAAAACAGCAAGUCAGCAAGUUAUGUGCGCACCUCGAAGAACACUGGCGUUAUGUUUCUGAGUGAAGUGGCCCUUGGGAGGGAACAUACCAUCACCCAAGACAACUCAUCCUUGCGUAGGGCUCCAGCUGGAUAUGAUAGCGUAGUUGCACGGGGAACAGUGGAACCAGAUUCCUCUAAAGAUGUAUUUAUCACUCUGGAGGGCAAGAAGGUUGCUGUCCCACAGGGUAAGCCUAUACCACAGCCUGAGUACUCUAAGAGCUACUUCUGCAACAGUGAGUAUCUCAUCUACAAAGAAAGUCAGUGCUGCCUCCGCUAUCUGCUCGAGCUGAAUAUGUAACGCCAGGAUAAGAUGUGCCUACUGUACAUGCCUGACUUUGCCUUUUUGUCACAUAUUCUCCCUUCCUUAAAUAUAUGAUGAGGAUGCACUGAGUGUAUGUUGUUAUUAUGCACAGACAUACACUUAAUUAAUUUGUCAUAUAAUCUUAUUAGUUCAUUAUGCGGGUAAAUCUAAUGUUGUGGCCGUUGAUUGAAGACAAUUCACAUUGUUUUGUACAAAGAAAUAUAACUUUGGUAUCCUGAGGUAUCCAAAACACAUGUCAAGUAAAAUGUUUCUAUGUAAUGAUGUGUUUACAGGACGACAAGGUACAAAGUGUGAUUUAUACUUGUAAUAUCAAAGCCUUGUCACUUUAUUAACAGCUACUAACAAAUACAAAGAGAAACUUGCUAUGGGUUGCUAUGUAUUACUAUAUAUAUAUAUAUAUAUAUAUAUAUAUAUAUAUAUAUAUAUAUAUAUAUAUAUAUAUAUAUAUAGAUACACAUAUAUAUAUAUAUAUAUAUAUAUAUAUACACAUAUAUAUAUAGUAUUAAAAUGAAUGUAAUCAUGAUAUAAUUUUGACUUGUCUGCUUGAAAUAUUGACAAAGGGCACCACCUUGUCUCAGUAGUAUGACCAACAUGCUGUGGGCUUUAUUUGCACUUAAUGACAGAACCAAUAAAUGUUAGUCCCUCUCAAA